UGAUCCAUGCUGAAAAGCCUCCAUUCAUACAGAUGAGCCCCGGGUCGAGGUGGCACUUUAAACCCAGAUAGUCGGUUGGCUAACUGCCCAGCAGAAUGCCAUCCACCAGCCGAGCGGGCAGCCUGAAGGACCCCGAGAUUGCAGAGCUCUUCUUCAAAGAAGAUCCAGAGAAGCUCUUCACGGAUCUCCGAGAGAUCGGCCAUGGAAGCUUUGGAGCUGUUUAUUUUGCACAUGAUGUGCGCACCAAUGAAGUGGUGGCCAUCAAGAAAAUGUCUUACAGUGGGAAGCAAUCCAACGAGAAAUGGCAGGAUAUCAUUAAAGAAGUCAAGUUCCUACAAAGAAUUAAACAUCCAAACAGUAUAGAAUACAAAGGCUGCUAUUUGCGGGAGCAUACAGCAUGGCUUGUUAUGGAAUACUGUUUAGGAUCAGCAUCAGAUUUAUUAGAAGUCCAUAAAAAGCCAUUGCAAGAGCUGGAAAUUGCUGCAAUUACCCACGGUGCUCUCCAAGGUUUAGCAUACUUGCAUUCUCACAACAUGAUCCAUAGAGAUAUCAAGGCAGGAAACAUCCUACUGACGGAACCAGGCCAGGUGAAACUCGCUGACUUCGGAUCUGCUUCCAUAGCAUCUCCUGCCAAUUCGUUUGUGGGGACACCAUAUUGGAUGGCCCCAGAAGUGAUUUUAGCCAUGGAUGAAGGGCAAUAUGAUGGUAAAGUCGACGUGUGGUCACUUGGGAUAACGUGUAUCGAAUUAGCGGAAAGGAAGCCUCCCUUGUUUAAUAUGAACGCAAUGAGUGCCUUAUAUCACAUAGCGCAGAAUGAAUCCCCUACACUCCAGUCCAAUGAAUGGUCUGAUUAUUUUCGAAACUUUGUAGAUUCUUGCCUCCAGAAAAUCCCCCAAGACAGGCCUACAUCGGAGGAGCUCCUGAAGCACGUGUUUGUCCUCCGGGAGCGCCCUGAGACAGUGUUAAUAGACCUGAUCCAGAGAACAAAGGAUGCAGUCAGAGAACUGGACAAUCUUCAGUAUCGCAAGAUGAAGAAACUCCUCUUCCAGGAGGCGCACAACGGGCCCGCGGUGGAAACCCAGGAGGAAGAGGAGGAGCAAGACCACGGCAUGGGCCGGACGGGAACAGUGAACAGUGUCGGGAGCAACCAGUCCAUCCCCAGCAUGUCCAUUAGUGCCAGUAGCCAAAGCAGUAGUGUUAAUAGUCUUCCAGAUGCCUCGGACGACAGGAGCGAGCUGGACAUGAUGGAGGGUGACCACACGGUGAUGUCCAACAGCUCCGUCAUCCACUUGAAGCCGGAGGAAGAAAACUACAGGGAGGAUCCGGACCCCCGAUCAAGAGCGUCGGAACCCCAAGUGUCUCCACCCCAAGUGUCUCGCCACAGAUCCCACUACCGCAACCGAGAGCAUUUUGCUACUAUACGCACAGCGUCGCUGGUGACGAGGCAGAUGCAGGAGCACGAGCAAGACUCGGAGCUCCGGGAGCAGAUGUCCGGCUACAAGCGGAUGCGGCGGCAGCACCAGAAGCAGCUGAUGGCCCUGGAGAACAAGCUGAAGGCCGAGAUGGAUGAGCACCGCCUGCGGCUGGACAAGGACCUGGAGACCCAGCGCAACAACUUUGCGGCGGAGAUGGAGAAGCUCAUCAAGAAGCACCAGGCGGCAAUGGAGAAGGAGGUAGGGGGCAGCUGCUUCCGCACAGCUUCUCCGGCGAAAAUCAUGGCCAAUGAAGAGAAGAAGUUUCAGCAGCACAUUCAAGCCCAGCAGAAGAAAGAGCUGAACAGCUUCCUGGAAUCCCAGAAAAGAGAGUAUAAACUGCGCAAGGAGCAGCUCAAAGAGGAGCUGAAUGAGAACCAGAGCACUCCCAAGAAGGAGAAGCAGGAGUGGCUGUCCAAGCAGAAGGAGAACAUCCAGCACUUCCAGGCGGAGGAGGAGGCCAACCUGCUCCGGCGGCAGCGGCAGUACUUGGAGCUGGAGUGCCGCCGCUUCAAACGGCGGAUGCUGCUGGGGCGCCACAACCUGGAGCAGGACCUUGUCCGGGAGGAGCUGAACAAGCGCCAGACACAGAAGGACCUGGAGCAUGCCAUGCUGCUGCGCCAGCACGAGUCCAUGCAGGAGCUGGAGUUCCGGCACCUCAACACCAUCCAGAAGAUGCGCUGCGAGCUCAUCCGGCUCCAGCACCAGACAGAGCUCACCAACCAGCUGGAGUAUAACAAGCGGCGGGAGAGGGAGCUGCGACGCAAGCAUGUCAUGGAGGUGCGGCAGCAGCCCAAGAGCCUCAAGUCUAAAGAGCUCCAGAUCAAGAAGCAGUUCCAGGAUACGUGCAAAAUCCAGACCCGGCAGUACAAGGCCCUGCGGAACCACCUGCUGGAGACCACCCCCAAGAGUGAGCACAAGGCUGUCUUGAAGAGGCUCAAGGAGGAGCAGACUCGAAAGCUGGCCAUCCUCGCAGAGCAGUACGACCACAGCAUCAACGAGAUGCUCUCCACACAGGCUCUGCGAUUGGACGAGGCGCAGGAAGCAGAGUGCCAGGUCUUGAAGAUGCAGCUGCAGCAGGAACUGGAGCUGCUCAACGCCUAUCAGAGCAAGAUCAAGAUGCAGGCAGAGGCUCAGCACGACCGGGAGCUGCACGAGCUGGAGCAGCGGGUGUCCCUGCGCAGGGCCCUCCUUGAGCAGAAGAUCGAGGAGGAGAUGCUGGCCUUGCAGAACGAGCGCACGGAGCGGAUCCGAAGCCUGCUGGAGCGCCAGGCCCGGGAGAUUGAGGCGUUCGACUCGGAGAGCAUGCGGCUGGGCUUCAGCAACAUGGUCCUCUCGAACCUCUCCCCAGAGGCGUUCAGCCACAGCUACCCGGGAGCUUCCAGCUGGUCCCACAACCCUUCCGGGGGCGCAGGGCCCCACUGGGGUCACCCCAUGGGUGGUCCGCCGCAGGCGUGGGGCCACCCAAUGCAGGGCGGCCCCCAGCCAUGGGGUCACCCCUCUGGGCCCAUGCAGGGGGUCCCCCGGGGGAGCUCACUGGGGGUCCGCAACAGCCCCCAGGCUCUGAGGCGGACGUCCUCCGGGGGACGGACGGAGCCAGGCAUGAGCAGGAGCACGAGCGUCACGUCACAAAUAUCCAAUGGGUCACACAUGUCUUAUACAUAAUAGCUUCGAGAGGUCUGUCCCUGAGGGUGGCAAGUCCACUGGAGCUGUCUGCCAACAGAAGCUGCCAAGGGGCAACCCCACCCCCCUCGCCGGGAGCCCAGACCGGGGCAGCACGGACUCCGGGUGCCGACUGGCGAGCGUGUUCAUUUCAGGCAGCAUUUAAUGUUUUGGGUUUACUAAUUGGGAUGUCAUAGUAUUUGGCUGCAGAGUCUCUCUUAGCUUCUUUAAGAAAAAGGAAAGAUUAUUUUAAAGAAAGCGGUUUGGAGUUCGGGAGAGAGGUGCAGCUUUUUCAGUGGCGGCAAGGGGUCGGGGGGGGGCCAUUCUCUCCUAACAGAGCAAAGGAAGGAAGGGUCUCCCCUAGCCCAAGCUCCUGGUGAAUUAGGCACCUUGGGAGGGCAAACCCCGUGGGUUCUUGGCUCACUCUCUCUGUAUUUAAGUGCCCCUCCCCUCUCCCUGCUUCAUUGGGGGCUGGUCUCUUGCUACGAAGAGACUCGGGGGGGGAAGGUGUGCCACUAAAGAGAGGAGGUCCAGGAGGGCGAGGGGAACCGCGCCUGCUGAUAGAAGCUGGGGGGGGGAGGGGAGAAAGGGGGCAAACAGACAGCUCUGGACACCCCACCCCACCCCCCCGCUGGCGCAUGCUGUCUCCCCGUUGCACUAAGGUGAAGCCGCUCGUUUGGAGCACACCUGAUCGCUUGGACAGAACUGCACUAGUCAAAUGCACCUGCUAGAAACCUGUUUGCAGUUCAGCCCAACAGGCUGUGUCGUGUGUGUGUGUGUGUGUGUGUGUGUGUGUGUGGUUGUGGUUGCUGGAGGGGGAAGAGGCAAGGCCAGGGAGGGUCUGCUCUUUUCUAGCUUAAUACUGUGACAUCUCACGUUAGUCAAGCAUCAGAACAAUUCGCGAGGCGCCCGGGAUCGCACCCCCCUCCCCUGCCUGCCUGCCUGCUCUGCUCUUCAGAAACUUCUAUAUAUAAAAAAAGACUUUCAGCCAGCCAGUCCAAAAUUCCAGAGGUAUUGUGAUUGAUGCCAUAAGUUUUAGACAUGCCAUUUAGGGCAGGCAAGGAGAUCUCUCUCCUUUCUGACACUACACAUUUUAUUUUAUUUUUUGCCAGGUUUUUUUUUGGGGGGGGGGGCUAACCUUGGGCUUGCCACAGUUUUUUCCUCGUUUACAUGUAAAGCUGUAGCCAACGUGUUUCCGAGUGUGUUUUAGUUGCCAUUGGGGGGGGGGGGGUUCCCGCCUCUCUUUCCCUGCUGCUGACCAGCCUGUUAAGCUGCCUCCAUUGAUGUUUUACGCUACAUGCGACCCGUCCUUCGCAUGAGUUCUUGGGAGGUGAGGGACCCCCCCCCCCUUGCACCGUUUUUUAAAGCCAUUUGCGACUGCUUUUGGUCACCUUUUGCCCAGAGGCUCUGCUUCCAAGGAGCCAUUGUACAUGCUCACACACACACACACAUAGAUUUCUGGGGCUGGCGGCUGGAGAACAAGGUUUUUGGGAGAGCUAGACACACUGCUCUCCUUUUGCGCUCAGGAUCUUUGGGACCUCAGUUGCCAAGGCAGCAAAAGAGGUACUGUGACUCGCGUCAACCCAGGGGCUUGGCCUGAGGUUACGAGAAAAGGAAAAGAAAGAGAUUCUCCUCACUACAGGAGCUGCUUCCCUCGGCUGUUCUUUGUAAAAAAAAAAAAAAAUUAUUCCCUUGCACAUUUAAGCAAAUGAAACACUAGCUAACUAACUCUAGAAUUUUUUAUUUUGCCUUUUAACACAUCUUAUAGGGCUCAGAAUUGCAAGGUUUCUUCCGAAUGUGUUUGGUGUCCAACGUGACAUCUUUGUAUAGAAAAAUACUCUAAUGUUUUUCACACUGCAGCUCAGUUCUUUUUUUUAUCAGUGUGACUUCUUUUUUU
Molecule: messenger RNA, 5031 nt
Organism: Lacerta agilis (Sand lizard)
Lineage: Eukaryota; Metazoa; Chordata; Lepidosauria; Squamata; Lacertidae
Gene: TAOK1
Product: TAO kinase 1
Exons: 19
Coding region: 96-3137 (1013 amino acids)
Biological process (GO): protein phosphorylation; execution phase of apoptosis
Molecular function (GO): ATP binding; protein kinase activity
Source: RefSeq, a predicted model, not a curated record